Messenger RNA from Harpegnathos saltator (Jerdon's jumping ant), 4526 nucleotides. Its product is annotated as RNA binding protein fox-1 homolog 2. The transcript is spliced from 13 exons. The record is from RefSeq and is a predicted model, not a curated record. Lineage: Eukaryota; Metazoa; Arthropoda; Insecta; Hymenoptera; Formicidae. The coding region runs from base 868 to 2178 and encodes 436 amino acids. Gene Ontology annotation, cellular component: nucleus; cytoplasm. Gene Ontology annotation, biological process: nervous system development; regulation of alternative mRNA splicing, via spliceosome. Gene Ontology annotation, molecular function: mRNA binding.
GUACGCGAGUGGCCGUGUGGCGGCGUCGGUGUCGCGCGCGCGAUGGCGCUGGCAGUCGAUGGCGCCGGCUAACGGCGGAAGCAUCAGCAGUCGCAGAGGAACCACGGUGACGGUUGUGAGUUGUCGUUGUACGCGCCAGAUAGAGACGAAACGAGCGAGCUAGUGCGGACGGAAAGAGCGAUCGCGCGAGAAAAGAACAACGACGGGAUAGAUAGCAACGGUUAAACGACUACGGGCGUUUUUGCGAGCUCCGUUGUCGCUCGAUCCACGCGACACGAGAAACCGCGGAUUCCGCCGUUCGCGCGACCAUCGUGGUUCGUUCCCAGCAGUUUCUCCGGUAUUGAGUGCGCGCGUGCGUGUUUCGUCCGUGUGUUUUCGUCGGUGUGUGUGAGAGAAAGAGAGAAAGAGCGAACGAGAUAGAGGUUCGCGGAGGAGGUGGACGGUACGUCGUCGUCGUCAUCGUCGUCAUCAGUUUUGUUUGUGUUUAACAUCGUGUGCCGCGUACGAGUACGUUCGGUGAAAAGAUAGAAAGGGAAAGAGCGAACGAGCGAGCGAAGAAAGAGAGAGAGAGAGAGAGAGAGAGAGAGAGGGAAAGAGAAAGAAAGACGCGCCGUUAGUAGCGCGUGGUGUGCAUACUACAGGAAGAAAAAGAUAGUGCUAGCAGAGGAAAGACGAGGGAGGAGAAGGUAUCAGCAUCAUCGCCGUAGGAGUAAGAGGAGGUGGAGGAGGAGGAGGCGGCGGUAGCGGCGGAGGAGGAGGAGGGGGAGGCGGCGGUACGAAGUGACGGAUUUGUUUUCUUGCACAACGGUGGAGCAAAACGGCCUCAAGCUGUGGGGCUCUGGGGCGUUUUUUCUUCCUGCGCAAGGGAUGUACUACCCUCACAUGGUGCAGACGGGGAUGGCUGCGCCCUACGGUGGGGGUGUCUUCCCGCCGCCGGUGAACGGGGUCGCGGGUGUUGUGGGGGCGGCAGGAGCGGCCGGUGACGUCAAGCCACCGCCGCCGGUGCAGGUAAAGGAGGACAACGCCGGGGCGCCUCAACAGCCACCACCUAGCGGGCCCCAGGUUCCACCCACAGCGGGUGCACCGCAUCCCUCCGCCUCCGGCGCACCGACCGCGGCCAGUUUCAGUCCGCCGCCACCUCCGAAUGGAGUCGAUCAACAGGCCAUCUCGGAGGUGUUUCAAGCUGCGGUGGCGGCUGCGGCAGCGGCACACGCGAAUGGCGGCGGCCAGCAACCGGCGCCAGCGACGGGUGCUGGCAAUGAGGCGAGCCCUGAAGGCGGCGUGGAGGCUACCACGUUAGUACCUGUCACCUCAGGUGCGACAACGCCAGCGACAGCGACACAGGGCACCGACCUCAAAGGUCAACCAAAGCGCUUGCACGUCAGCAACAUACCCUUCCGUUUCCGAGACCCUGACCUCAGGGCGAUGUUCGGGCAAUUCGGACCGAUCCUUGAUGUGGAAAUCAUAUUUAACGAAAGAGGCAGCAAGGGGUUCGGUUUUGUAACGUUCGCAAAUAGUGCAGACGCGGACCGGGCACGUGAGCGGCUACACGGCACCGUGGUUGAGGGCAGGAAAAUUGAGGUGAACAACGCAACAGCGAGGGUACAGACGAAAAAACCGCCGACGGUGCCGAACGUUUGCGUGCAGUGGCCAGAGGCCGCGGCACUUCGUGGAGUCGCCAUACAGCGAGGUAGAGUCGGAGCAGCGAGAGCGGCCUUCCCGACGGGUGCAGCAGCUUUAGCCCUGGCCAGGAAUCCGGGGCCACUGGCGGCAGCAGCUGCAGCCACGGCCCUGCAUCCCUUCGCACCGACCGUCUACUAUGAUCCGUUCCUCGCAGCACAUGCAGCUACACAAGAUUCCAACUACAGGCUACAGCUGGAAUGGCCUCAAGCAACAGCUGACGCCGCGGCAGCAGCAGCCGCAGCGUCACCAUUGCUGAAGACACCCCUGUCGACAGCACAGCAGGCCACCUACGCAGCUGCAGCAACCUACACGGCGGUGGCUGCGCGCGCAUACGGCGCAGCUGCAGCUGCGGCACAACCGGUCGCAGGAUAUGCCGCAGUAGCGGGUUAUGGCCGCGAGUACGCCGAUCCUUACCUCGGCCACGGCAUUGGACCCGUUACGGGUUACGGGGCGACUGUCUACAGGGGUGGUUACAGCAGGUUCACGCCGUACUAAAGCGGACUGUUGACUGCGAAGCACAGCGAGCCUUCCACAAAGUACACCGCGUUAUACUCAGCAGACAACAUGACCAGUUAACAAGUCGACACAAUCAUCACCAUCAUUUCGCCAUCAUUGGGAUCACCGUACGAGGAGCGACGCGCCUGGACUCUCCGCCGUGGAGCGGAGAAGAGAUUUUGCGACGUUCACGAAGAUCGUUCGUACUUCCGCGACGUUGUCGAAGACGGAGAAGGAGAGAUAUCCCUCGAUACAUCAUCGUCAGCCUGCGAAGGAUCGCUCGAUAUUCGCGCGGCAAGCAAAUCCGCGUCGUUGUUUUCAGCGUCGGAACAAGUGUCGUCCGUCUACGUCAGUUCUACAAAUCCGAGCUAGAUUUGCUGCGAAACAGCUGCGAGCAACGGUCACGACGAUGACCGAAGCGAAGACGCGAUAAUAAGGAUAUCUCCUUUCCGUGUUCUCGCGGUACUUCGUUCGACAAACGCGCGGCGGUUGAGUCGAGAACCGACGCACCGAGGUGUGUCGAGUCGUUCGACGGCGAGUAGCUCUGAUCGUUUACCUGCCAGUACAGCCACAGUAGCAGCAGCAGCAGCAGCCAUUCGCUCGCGAAAACGCGGACAAAAAAGAGGGACCCGAUCGACUGACCGGGCCCCCCGCCUCCCUCCCACCGUUUCUAUUUGGAUGAAUUUAAAAGCCUCAAUGAUGAUAUGUCGACGUUUUUGACAAAAGUUUCAACGACGAAAUGAAGCUUGUCGCCAUUUCUUUCAGCUCUAUCCAAUUCUCAUUGAGCCGGGGUCAGUCUUUCGGUGACGCACACCACCGUCGUCAGCGUGUAACACUCAUAGUCGCGCUGUCGCGCAUUUCCUCAAGGGGAUUCGCAUAUCCGGUGCGAUUUGAAGUGUUUUUUUAAUAACGACCGUGCGAGGGUCGAGAUGUUCGAGAUGCUUUCUCUUGAGCGCAAUACGCAACGGAAUAUAAAGACGCGCACGAUAUAGCUAUGUAUAACCCUCUUGUUUAUAUAGUUGCUGCGAAAAAACGCACUACUGUUGUCUCCGAUACGACGUGCGUGCGGUCACGCACGCAUUUCCCACUCAUCGCAUCAGCCCACCAAUUCAUGCGGGCGGAAAUGCAUUUCGCGAAUGCACGAACCGCGGAAUCGUCCCGGCUGCUGUGCGCUCGUGUGCGCGUAUUCGGCGAAACGCGCGCGCAUGCACACACUUUGUAGGAGUGCUAGUAGACAAAAAAAUGUGCUUCCGCAAGAGAGAUGUGUCAAGCGUCCGUAUGCUGCUGAUAUACAUGUAUACACACACACAAUUGCGUAACUUUCACGGGAAAGUCCGGUUAUGCUAUUGCGUCUCGCAUACGCGAAAUUACGAGCGCAUACUUGCUUGCCGAGAUUCUCACUCGUUUGUCGCGACAGUGCUACUUCCGCCCGACGCCGUUGCCCAUCUCACUCAGCCAAUUGUAACAUAGCUAUGCAUUUACUGUAAUUAUUCUUGUUUAGUCAUCGUUAACCGUGUGGUUUGUACUCGUAGUCUAAAUUAGCGGAUAAUACACCGACCCGCGGUCGUCGACAGGCACACGAAAUAUUUGGCAUAAUUAUAUCGUCGCAUUGAACGCCGAAUUCCGGCAGGUUUUAUUCGCGCGCGCGCGCGCGCGCGCGCAUGCGAGAGAAACAUUUCCGACGCAGCAGAGCGCUGUAGAGCAGGCGACAAUUCGGCAAAUUCAUUUUCGACGCGUGUAGAUUCAAGGAACGAUGCCGAUCAAAGUUAACGAUCGAUCGUGACGACGAAAUUGACAAGGACGAAGUAGAGCGAUCGACAAUGAACCGAACAAUACAUUAACGUGUGGAAUAUGGGCAACUAGCGACAUGUUCCCGCUACGAUUAGACGUGUAGCAUAAUGUGGGGACGCACGCGCGUAAAUGGCUGCCGCCUGCGGAAAAAAUUGCAGUUUGCUCUGUUUCAAGGCAGCGAAACGUCGACGAAGGAGCGCACAUACGUUGUCGACACGAGCCGAUACGAGGUGAUGGUCCGGUAAUAUAUUAUAUAAAGCGAGACCUCUCUCUCUAGGUAGCUAGGUAGCUAAAAAGAAGAAGAAAAAAACGUGAAAAGCGACGUAUAGCGAAUACAAAAGCAAAAAAAAACGUGUGCGUGUGUAAAUGUAUGUGUGUGACCGGUAGGGUUUCUAUGCCAAAUAUUAUACGCGUGUAUGCUCUUUCGUCGAGUAUACGUGUGCGUAGGUUCGCGAACUUGAAAGACUCUGUUCUUGGUACGCCAUUUUAUUAAGGAGAAGUGAAUAGUAGGAGACACGUGGUGACGUAGCAGUCUUUGAGAGAGAAGGAAGAAUCGC